UGUACUUAAGCAUAAAGGAUUUUCGACCAUAGUAUGAAACAAACGAACAACUAACGAAAAUACGGAAAUAUGUUCCCUUGAAUUUAAAAGUCGACAAUGUGAACUCACUAUAUUCCAUCCACAUAAACGACCUUCAGUGUAUAAAAUCUCAAUUAUCACAUUAAAUCCGAAGAAACAGACGACCCAGACUUCAUUUUCGUACAUCCCUCAAAUCUUCUUUACGUUAAUAUCCCUGGUUUCAUGCUAUGCAUCUUUCUUGCCGCUCUUGAUCAAACAGUCGUUACUACUUCUAUCGUCACCAUCGUUAGAAAUUUAAGCGACAGCUCGUUGUUCUCAUGGAACCGUACUGCCUAUUCACUUAGCAGUAACCGCUUCCUGCAUCUGAUAGGAAUAACGAGAAAAGUAGCUGCUCCUGCGGUUAAUCCAGCGCUCUGGAGAUUCACUCCUGUUACGAUUUUGCCGCCACCUCAACAAAAUCCGAUACUGGAGUACUAGGGUUGAUGUAGUUCGCUUCCGUUUCUUUUAAACGUCGUUUAGAAAUCCGAUUUUAUGGUUCUUUAACAGAGUAGAGAGCCCCUCCCCCCUGAAUGAUGUAACGGUGCUUAGAUAAUUAAAAUAUUGAAAAUGGAAAUGUUUGUUGGAGACCCUGGUUGGCGGACAGGUUGUAUCGACUUUAAAGGCACCAAUCAUAUCAAACUCAUAUUUAGAUUAACUCUUUUCGUCAAUUUCCUUAAUGAAAUUAUACAAAGCAUUCACUCCAAAUGUCUGUGACCAUUCCUCAAAAGUUAUACGAUUUGUAUAUAAUAGAGAAGUUUCUGUAAGAAAAAUCCCUUCAUGUAUACCAUUGGUUUCAAUCAUUAUUCUCUCAGGAUAGUUCUUGCCGAGCGAUGUCUUUUCAAGGCACCAUUCUAAAAUUUCGUCUCUUAAAACUUCGUGAUUGCCAACCAAGAGCAAAAACCUUCCUUUUUUAAACGGUGGAAAUUCAGACCAAAAAUCCUGGAAACAGUUCAGAUUUAUGUUCGUUAAAGGUUGGGAGUAUAAAUGCUCAUUUUGCUGAACAUAUCCUCUUCCACACCUUUGCAAAGUCUCAAAGGCAAUCACAUCCUUAUAAGCGUUAUAUUUAUAAGAUUUUGUAUUUUUGGCACUUGUCAAAUCUAACCAGGGAGAAAUUAAUGCUACACCAGAAGGCCAGACAACAUUUUUAGAUUUGGACUUUUCGUUUAGGUGGUAAAGCAUCGACAAUGCAAGAUUCCCGCCAGCUGAGUCACCAACUAUAAUUAUUUUUCUAUAUCC
Molecule: messenger RNA, 1293 nt
Organism: Schizosaccharomyces cryophilus OY26
Lineage: Eukaryota; Fungi; Ascomycota; Schizosaccharomycetes; Schizosaccharomycetales; Schizosaccharomycetaceae
Exons: 1
Coding region: 241-495 (84 amino acids)
Source: RefSeq, a predicted model, not a curated record